Messenger RNA from Anguilla anguilla (European eel), 3961 nucleotides. RefSeq names its product kinesin-II 85 kDa subunit. The record is from RefSeq and is a predicted model, not a curated record. Gene Ontology annotation, biological process: microtubule-based movement. Bases 337 to 3090 code for a protein of 917 amino acids. Gene Ontology annotation, cellular component: kinesin complex; microtubule. The transcript is spliced from 23 exons. Lineage: Eukaryota; Metazoa; Chordata; Actinopteri; Anguilliformes; Anguillidae. Gene Ontology annotation, molecular function: microtubule motor activity; ATP binding; microtubule binding.
AGAACGCAGGAGUGCGUGAAGAAGAAUCUCUCCCAAGGAUCUCGCUGCAAACUCAGAUCGUUUGGCGGAUAAUGUAUGUGCCAAAAUUUGUUAUUAUCGCACUGUUGAUGGUUUUAUUUAUUAUUCUUAAUUAUGAAUCUUAAAAAAGUCGUGUUAACAGCGAGGUAAAUUGCGUUUUAUUUAUUUUCUUAACCAAAGGAAACAAAUUCCCUCCUCUGACGACGUAUGUAUGUUAAUUUAAAUGAAUGUUUAAUAAUAAUUGUGAAAAAGGCGUUCAGUAGUUUCCACAAAUAUGCUAGGCUGAGUCUUCCGUAACAGUUAUUUCAGAAUACAUCUAUGGGCAUGGAUAUUCACCAUCAUCAUUUGCAACGCAGAGGUGCAGAGGGAGAUGAGCAGAAAGAGAGUAGCUGGAAAGAGAAGAGAACCCUCAGCAAGAGCUUUCGGGUUGUCAUACGACUGCGCCCCCAAGAGCAGAGGGACCCCCAAGCAGCAGACGAGACCAGAAGCUCCAUAAAGGUUGAGGAGCCGAAUCGGAUUGUUGUUGACACAGGCCGGGGCCACCAGCCGCACUCCUUGGAUUUUGAUGCGGUGUGGGGCGAGAACGCCACCCAGAAGGACGUCUACGAAUCCACGGCCAAGCCUCUGGUGGAGGCUCUCCUGCAGGGCUACAAUGGCUGCGUCAUCACCUACGGGUCCCCUGGGAGCGGCAAGUCCUACACUCUGCUGGGUGGCAGCCUCGCUGGCAAACAGAGGGGCAUUAUCAGCAGAGCCGCAGAGGACAUUUUCAACACAAUGGAGUCGCUGGACUGCAAGAUCAGAGUCUCCUUCAUUCAUGUGGCAAAUGAGAAGAUUUAUGAUCUUUUGGAAAGCCCACCAGCUGAGGUGAGUAGGAUCCAUGAGGGAGAGGAGAUGGUGUUUGUGGAGGGGCUGAAGGAGGUGGAGGUGGGCUCUGCUCAGGACCUGCUGCAGCUCUACAGGCGUGGGGCAGCUAACAGACACUCAGGGGGGUCAAAGGGUGAGUCUGCUAGCAAGGGCCACACUAUUUUCAACAUCAUCACCAUCAGCGCUAACCUCCCGGGAGGAGGCAACGGUAAAGGCCCGAAAAUGAGUGUACUGUCUGUCCAUUCAUCUCUUAAAUCAAACUCACCCUUCUGUGUAUGUUUUUUAGUGACGGAGGGGCAAGGGACAGUCAGCAAGCUUACCCUGGUGGAUCUGGCUAGCUCAGGAAAAGCACUCCCUUGCAGUAGUGCCCUCGUAGAGGGGAAAAGAUCUUUCCACGCAACUCAGGAAAACCGCCAAGAAGCCAAGAUACUCAAGCGGUCCCUCACAAUAUUUGGAAAUGUGAUUUUUGCCCUUAGCAGCAGUGCCUGUCAGCAUGUACCAUAUCGAGAGUCCAAGCUGACAAGGAUUUUGAGGGACUGUUUAGGGGGAAACUGCCAGACCUGUCUGAUCGUGGCGGUGUCGUCCAACCUGAUGUCCGUCACAGAGACGCUCAGCAGCCUCCAGUUUGCCUGCCGAGCCAUGGCCAUUCCCAGCCGCGCGGUGCGCGCCUCCCAGCUCCGCUGCUCACCUGUGCAGAUGCAGAGUGUGAAGGAAAAGGCCAGAGCCAGCCCAGGCAGACACUCUGUGCAGCUGCCGUGUGCCCCUGACACAAGGGGUGUCCAGUCCCAGACCAGCCUGCCCCCCAUCCAGCCCGGCCCAGCACAGAGCUCUGCGCCCUGGCAGAGGCCGGCGGAGGAGGGGGACCAGCGGGCCUUCCUGCCGCAGUUGGACAGGCCAGGGCCGGGGGAGGCCCCCGCCCCCGCCGCCCCCGUGGCGCUGGAGUGCCCCAACUGCAAGCGGGAGAGGAAGAUCAGGGAGGAGUACGACAAGUACAUCAUCCAGGCCCGGAGAGAGAGGGACAGCCUGAGCCAGCGCGUGGGCCAGCUGGAGGCCGAGCUCCUGCAGAGGGGGGGCGAGGGGAGGGAGGCCGGCUGCCCCGCCGUUCCGUCCGCCGCGAGAACCAGAGCGGCAGCACAGGCGGCCCCCGGACCCCAGGGUGAGGGUUCGGACAGUGCCGUGUGUGGGCGGAGAGCAGCAGAGAGGCAGAGGAGGAUGACGAAGAGCACAGGCAGCCAAACUGAGCUGGCUCCCCCAGAAGAGGAAAACGAUCGCCUGAAGGAGCAGAUUGAGAGCUUGCGGAGGGAGGCGGAGGCUCUCCGGGGGCAGCUGGAGGAUCGCUGGGGGAAGGAGCGGGCCCUGGAGAGGGGCGGGGCGGCCCGAGAGGCCGAGGAGCUGAGCACCCAGCUGGACCGAGGCAGGGAGAAGGACAGACAGCAGCUCCGCCUCCUGCAGAAACAGAAGGUACGUGGGGAAACGGAGAGGAGGACCAGCGGCCGAACCGCACCCGAGACGCCGUCAGCCCUCCCAAUUGAGACCGUCCCUGGGAAACGCCAGAGCUGGCCACAGUCCUCUGGCGCGGCCUGGAUUCUAUACCAGACUGCGGGCCCAGCCACAGAGAACCUGAUGUCGGAGCUGCAAGAUUCCAAAGCGGAGCAUGACCGCUUUAAAGAGGAUGUUGUUCUCACUGUGACUGGCUUGCAAAAACAGAAGAAGGAAUUGUUGUCUGAAAUAGAGGAAACAAAAAUAUUUUGCGAUAAGAUCAGGGCUGAGAAUGCAAGUCUGAGGGAACAGGUGGAGGCUCUCCUGGCGGAGCUGAGAUCCAGGCCCCGCCCAGAUGCCCACGCCCGCCCAUCGGCCCCUCACGUCCACACGGUCACCACGAACACGGAGAUGCUGGUGGUCUCGCACCACGUCUCCCAGCAGUGCGCCACGGGCGCUGGAACAGAAGGCGGAUGCUUCUUCACUGGCUGUACCGGUUUCCCGAGCUCCAGUUUUCCUGGAAAGCAACCCGAGUAUUCCACAAUGAAAGACAUUGAUGACAGCCUGCCCAAAAUGAAAGACAUAUUUAAGCAGCUAAAGAGAGAGCACGGUCUGCUGCUGGACGUGAUGCUGGUCCUGUACAGGCGGGGCUGGUUUGCGGAGGACGCCGUUCCGUACGUCAGGAGGACCCUGAGGAAGUGCGGGAUGAGACUGAAGGACAUGGACUGAGCGACCGAGCGCGUGCUCUCCUCUUAUCCAACGAGCAGCGAGAGCAUCCACGCUCACAGACACGCGCUAGCACGGUCAUAUCAGAGAGAGGCUACACCACGUAGGGACAGGCCCUAAACAUGCUUUAUACAUGUUAAAAACUGAUUAUGGAAAAAAUAGGACCGACAGUAUUUAUGUCUUCAAAUGUAUUUUUUAAAUGUUUUUUUUUUGUUUAUUUCUCAGAAAAGUUUUGGGUUCACAUAUUUAGCCAUUGAGAGACAUUUGUCUUCUAAAUUCAUCAUUUUGGCCAAAUCUGUUGGUAUACAUAAAUGUUAACAGGGGCAUUGUUUCGCUGGUUAAGUAAUUGCCGACUACACUGUAGUUGUGUAUGUAUUUGUAGGGUAUCUGCAUUUCUUGAAGUGGAUAAGUCUGUCAAAACCUGAUAAACCUGUAACUAACUGCCAUGCAUGACCUGACCAUGCCUUUCCUCAAUAUCAAUGGACUAAUUUAUAAAGAGGACCCAUAACUUUGUUUAUGUGAGAAAAAUGCUGCUGAUAAACUGCUGUCUCUGCUCCUCAUAAGUGGUGGAAGGUGCUGCAUUAAGCUGGUGCCAGUCACGGUCAAGCCUGAAUUUGUGCUGGCUGAUCUCAUGCAGGAGGCAGCUGCCAGUUCUUUGGCAAGUUGUAGCUCUGCACAGCUCUCCUGUGCCUGUUCUCCCAGCAGACAGCGCCCUCUGUUGGCCAUUAGGGCUGGGCGAUAUGGAUUAAAUAUCAUGAUAGUUUUGACCAAAUACCUCGAUAUCGAUAUUGUGAUGAUAUUGUGGGGAUGACCAUUGGUACUUUCACAAAAUUACACAGUGAGAUUUUUGAUAAAUAAUUAUCAGUAAUGCCUA